Cuscuta epithymum is the source of this 1604-nucleotide messenger RNA. Lineage: Eukaryota; Viridiplantae; Streptophyta; Magnoliopsida; Solanales; Convolvulaceae. The record is from the annotation of a GenBank genome assembly.
AAUACACACACAAACGGCUCAUAUUUAUAAGCUUAAUUUUACCUCUGUUCAAUAUUUUGAAUCCGAUCGAUCAUCCUCAUGGCAUCUGACCAGGUUAAGCUGUUGGGAGCUUGGUGGAGCCCUUAUGUGCUUCGUAUUAGAGUCCUUCUUAACCUUAAAUCUAUAGAUUAUGAAUUUGUUGAGGUGCAAAUAAAGCCUAAGAGUGAGCUUCUUCUUCAACUAAACCCGAUUUACAAGAAAAUACCCGUCCUCGUCCACAAGGACAAGCCCAUAUGUGAAUCUCUCGUCAUCAUUCAGUAUAUCGAAGAUGUCUGGACUACUUCUGAUUCCUCCUUGUUCCCUACCGAUCCUUAUGAUCGGGCCAUGAACCGAUUUUGGGCGGUUUAUAUUGACGAUAAGAUAUUUCCGAUUUUAAGCGGAUUACCAGCUGCAGCCAACGAGGGAGUAGAAAAAGAGGCAAUAGAUAAUCUUGUUGAAGCGGUAUUUCCCUUGGAGGAUGUCUUUAAGAAUUGCAGCAAAGGCGGGAAAUUCUUUGGCGGAGACAAGAUUGGAAUUCUAGACAUAGUUCUGGGAAGUUUCGUAGGUGAUGGGGUGAAUUUGAUUCUUCUACAUGGAGGGAUGUCAUUGCUUGUUCAGGAAUGGAUUGGUCCAGAUUGUUGUCACUUAUACCGCAUUGGCUGAACUUGAUAUGGUGCCUGAACUUCUUCAGGAGAUGUGUGAAAAGGGACUUGAGUUGAACAUUUACACUUACAGUUCACUUAUUAAUGGUUUUUGCAAAGAUGGAAAUAUUUCCCAAGCACUAAAGGUGAUGAUAGAAUGGGAAGCAUUUGACAUGCUACCUGACUGUUUUACCCACACUACACUAAUGGAUGCUUAUUGUAAAUCUGGAGAAAUGGAAAAGGCACAUCUUGAAGAGGGUAGGGAGAUUCAGGGUUGGAUGAUGGAUAAAGGUACUUCCAGUUUUACUUGAAGUGUCAUCUGCCGGAGAUGAAGUCAUCAAGAAAGAGGUAAUAGACAAUCUUGUUGAAGUGCUAGCUCCCUUGGAGGAUGUCUUCAAGAGUUGCAGCAAAGGAGGGAAGUUUUUUGGUGGAGAUAGGAUUGGAUAUCUGGACAUUGCUCUAGGAAGCUUUGUAGGUUGGUUCAAGGUCAUUGAGACAUUUAAUGACAUUAAGUUGUUUGAUGAAACAAGGUUUUCCAGAUUGUCCAAGUGGAUUGAGGACUUUGCUAUUGAUGAUGCUGUUAUUAAUGUCUUGCCUUCAACUGAGAAGUUGGUUGAGUUGAUUAAAGGGUCCAACAAAAGAUCUCAGCCUAACUAGAUGGAUUUUGCGUCGCUUUUUGUAAUCCCAUAUAUGCCCAUCUCACUUUGUUACAUGCCAUUUUAUUAAAUACGAAGGGACCUGCGCAAUAUAAGCAAGUACUACAUGUAAGCAGCGGCGGUCACAAGAUUUCCAGGAGGGGCGGCAAUAUAAAAAAUAAAUACAAAUACAUAUGCAUUAAAAUUUUUAGGGCAAGUUCAUAUACCUAGGGAAAAAAAUUGGAGGGAGGGGGGCGGCCCCCAUUUGCCCCCCUUUGGGUUCGCCGCUGCAUGUAAGGACAAUAAAAAU